UUGACUCCUAAUAGCGGAUUUGCUCGUUUUCACAUAAUAUAUCGGGCCAUAGUAUUUCGACCAUUUAAAGGAGAGGUCAUUGAAGCAAUCGUUUCACAGAUAACCAAAGUCGGUGUCUUUGCAACUGCUGGUCCACUUAGACUUUUUAUUUCGAAAUAUUCUAUACCUCCAAAUAUUAAAUUUGAAGGUGCUGAUACCACGAACGAGUUGGAUAAUGAAGACGAGGAAGAACACCAAGCAGUUCAAGUGGAUGACCGUAUUAGGGUGAAAAUUAUUGGCGUAAGAGUCGAUGUUAAUGAUUUGGUAGGGCUAAUCCAUUUCAAUAUAACUUUCUUUUUAGUUCGCCGUUGGUACAUUAAUGUACGAUUAUCUUGGUACGUCAUCUCCAGUCACUAUCCUCUCUUACAAUUUUUCAUUCCAAUUAUCUUCUCUGCCAUUACUGGCAAGUCGGCCUAA
This is a messenger RNA of Protopolystoma xenopodis, 456 nucleotides long. The record is from the annotation of a GenBank genome assembly. NCBI's taxonomy places the organism in Eukaryota, Metazoa, Platyhelminthes, Monogenea, Polystomatidea, Polystomatidae.